Messenger RNA from Hevea brasiliensis (rubber tree), 1710 nucleotides. RefSeq lists its product as uncharacterized. The transcript has 7 exons. Lineage: Eukaryota; Viridiplantae; Streptophyta; Magnoliopsida; Malpighiales; Euphorbiaceae. The coding region runs from base 124 to 1539 and encodes 471 amino acids. Gene Ontology annotation, cellular component: membrane. The record is from RefSeq and is a predicted model, not a curated record.
AUUAAUUAAAAACAUGAAAAAAAAUUUUCAAUUAAUAGUGUAACAUACAUGGUUCAUAUUGCCAGAGCAUCAAUGGCUUCUAGUUGGGCUUUUGUCUGAGGCUUCCAUAAUCAUACCUCAGUCAUGGCAUACGCUUCUUCAUCAACAUGGAAAAUUCCUGCUACAACAGCUAAAAGGGUCUCUGAUUCUACCAUUUCAGGCUAUUUUCUCUUCUUCUCCACCAUUCAUAGCCCUCAACAAUAUAAAAGAUCUCGUUUAACUACUUUCUCAGCUGACCCCUCUUCUUCUUCUUCUUCUUCUUCUUCUUCAAGCUCCUCUUGUUCUACUUCUAUCAAAAAGUUGCCUAACAGCAAGAAACCAUUAAAAUUUGCAGAAACCUCUGAUGGGUCUUUGUCAAUGUUGUAUUCUGAUGAGUCCACCGCUGCACUUGAUGAGGAGGAGGAAAUCGUUUCGGAGAAUGUUAAGAAGAAGAAGCAGCCUUUCUUGAGGGAGAUUUUGUUUGCCUCUGACAAGAUCAGGAGUAUUCUCUUGCUUAAUUUCAUCACCAUUGUCUAUGCAAGUAACAUUCCAGUAGUGAAAGCUGUUGAAGCUAUGAUGGAUCCUGCAGCCUUCUCAGCUAUGCGGUUUGUGAUGUCUGCAAUCCCACUUUUACCAUUUGUGUUUCAAGCAAGAGAUGAUGUUAAGAUCCGCAAUGCAGGGAUGGAGUUGGGAUUAUGGGUCAGUUUAGGGUACCUUAUUGAGGCACUUGGACUACUUACAUCUGAUGCUGGCCGUGCAUCAUUCAUUUCUAUGUUUACGGUUGUUGUAGUACCACUGCUUGAUGGAAUGUUAGGAGCAAUAAUACCUGCUCGUACUUGGUUUGGAGUUCUCAUGUCUGCCAUUGGAGUUGCUAUGCUGGAAUGCAGUGGAUCUCCUCCAAAUGUUGGUGACCUUUUGAACUUUUUGAGUGCAAUUUUUUUUGGAAUUCAUAUGCUUAGAACUGAACAUUUUUCAAGAAUUACCAAGAAAGAGAACUUCUUGCCUCUUCUUGGAUAUGAGGUAUGUGUUGUCGCUCUGUUAUCCACAAUUUGGGUUAUAGUUGGGGGAUGGUUCCAAGAGCAGGACCUAUCACCAUGGACAUGGGCAGUGAUGUGGAACUGGAUUGUUGCAUUUCCAUGGAUCCCUGCUCUUUAUACUGGAGCAUUCUCAACUGGAUUAUGCUUAUGGGUAGAGAUUGCUGCAAUGCGUGAUGUUUCAGCAACAGAAACAGCGAUAAUUUAUGGGUUAGAGCCAUUGUGGGGUGCUGGUUUCGCUUGGUUUCUUCUUGGUGAAAGGUGGGGAACGGCUGGAUGGUUUGGGGCAGCUCUCGUCCUUGGUGGAAGCUUGAUAGUGCAGAUAUUUGGAACCUUAACGCCCAAUUACGAAUCAAUAAAGGUUGGAAAGGAUAAAGAGAAAGAUGAUCUCCUCCUGGUUCCAGAUAAGCAAAAACUGCAAAAUAGCCUCUCAGCUUCACCAGUGGUUGUCAGGUCAAGGAAGGAUAUAAUUGAUAUGUUGAAAUGAUCCCAUCUACUAGCAUUUCCUUAAAUUUGUAUGUAUUUUCAUAAAAAUAAAAAAAUAAAAAAAUUGCAUAUGUAUAUAGUGAUGGCUUAACAUGUAUGUUUCCCUUGCAAAGUUCUGGAGGUGUUUUGCUAUUCCCUCCUAUAAUUCAAGAUCUCAACUAUUUUGGAUUCA